CCAGUUGGAUGCUGUUCGCGAUCCUGUUGAGGUGUUGCGUGUAAAUUUCCGCCAGAAUUUCUCAUUGACUUACCCAAUCGGAAAUCGUGAGACAAUGCGGUUGUCCACAUAAACUCCAAUCGAUCCCAAUAAUUUUUGCGUCAUUCUGACAUCACUGUCUUUGGUUCAAUGAACGAAAAGGUGUAACUUUAGUUGUUGAAAUUGUCCGGUGAAUUUGUGAAGAGUGAGGCGUGACAGUGAUGACAAAGUGAGUCAAUAAUUCAAGUUGUGAAUUAUCACCUGAAUUUGCUCCAACACCCAAGGACACUUUUUCCAUCCCCAAGCUCAACGAGGUUGCCAGAGUACCCAAGGUUGUAAAAUGCACAUCUAAUAUUCAUGAAUGAGAGGAUGGUACAUCAAAGGGGCUUCGCUGAUUUGGCGCUUCGUGGAAAGAGUCAUCAAGGGAUUUAGGUUUCAACCGACACCAUAAAUUUGAUACUUCAUCCGCAAUGAUGUUCACAAAGGAAUCCUAAUGAUCAGGAGGAUUUCAACGUGUGAGCAAAAAAAAUCAGUGAAUUAAACAAUGUGUGUUGCUGUAAUGUGAAAAUUCUUGUGAGAAUUAUCUCAUAAAUUUAUACUGUGUCUGCAAGUGCUAAAUCCCAGGAAUAUGUAGUGGAGAACUUACAUGGUCAUCUGCAACUACAUGUGACCCCUCAAGAAGUUGUGAUGAGACGUCGAGAAUAUUUGGAUCACCGACAAAUAUGUGCUGUCGCCCUUGCGACAUUCGCACUCAUCGUAUCUACUUAUGGUGAUAACAUCACGGAUUUAGUAUCAUCUCCAAUGGAGGGUAGUUUGAUCCAGGAACAGGAGUUAGGUGUGACAGACAGAACACCCGGGGAUGACUUGACGCCUGUCGCUUCGGAAUUGGUCCAGACAACAUUUGCAGAGGCUUCCUCCAGCGAUUUAUCACCAUCUCAGGGUGAGAGUGGUAAAUCGAUGGGCAGCUCAUUUGCUACAGCCGAGAUCACCACAUCAACCACCCACUCAACACCCACCACCCCGUGGUCCACCCUGAAGACAGCAACUACCACAAUUCGGCCAUUGCUCAUUCCCACAUUACGACCGCGAGUAACACAUGUACGUACAUAUCCGUCGAAACACCAUCAUGAGCAUCAUUGGGGUCCAUUCUUCGAAGAGCCUCUUAAUGCUACAACAGGAGCCCUCCAGGUUGGCAUCCAUGUGGCUACUGAAGCGGUACUUAACUGUCGAGUUGGGAUGUUAAGAGAUAAAACAGUGAUGUGGGUUCGAAAAACCACAGACAAGGUCUCACUGCUGACAGUGGGAAAUGUUACGUAUAGCGGAGAUCCAAGGAUUGCUGUUAAGUUUCAGUAUCCCAACAACUGGCGCCUCCACAUAAAUCCCAUCCAGCGUGAGGAUGCCGGUCUCUACAUGUGUCAAGUUUCCACCCAUCCACCACGAGUGUUUGCCACUAAUGUCACGGUUCUUGCUCCUGCCAUUCGGGUCGUCGAUGAGCACGGCCAUGAAGUUCACGACCGUUACUACAAAAUGGGGAGUGCCAUCGAUUUAACGUGCCAAGUGGCUGUGUCAUUUCUGUCUGUGCUGCCAACUGUGAUGCCCGCGCCUAAUCCGCCACAUUACUCGCCCCAGCGUCAGUUUCCAUUCAUUCCUAAGUUGGUGAAUUUCACCGUAACACCACAUGCGAUACCAAAGAUACCGCAUAGCCAUUCGGCUGGUGGUGCAUCCACCACAGUCACAUUCCCGCACAUCCCGCAAUUGUCCAAUUUGCGGGGGCACGCAUUGGGCGGACACGACACGCGACAGCUCGAGUUCUUCCAUCAGAAGCUCACGUGGCAUAAGGACGGAGGACCAAUUCCCAAGGAUGUUCAACUUAAUUUGAGUGCUACGGCUGAAUGGCGCAGCAGCCGAUUAUCAAUCACAGCUGCCGAUCGGAGUCACAGUGGCGAGUACUCCUGUUCAAUCCUCAACUCAUCUGCUGCUGUUGUUCACGUACAAGUACUAAAUGCUCUUCUUCCAGGCGAAAUGCCCGCUGCUGUUCAACACAAUUCGGCCACCAUUAGAAGAUCCAUUUUGUCGUUACUUCUUCUCAUCUUCAUUUUUCCUCUUCUCCACAUAUCCUGCUAAUAAUAAUUUGACUUAAUCGGUGAAUUUAAGGGAUAAACGACUGUCGCCACCGAAGUGUUGACUGGCGCAAUUUUAAUCCACCAGGAUGGAGUUUACAAUCAACGUGAUACUGACAUAGGGUAUCGAUUGGAAAUGGAUUAAUUAAAUAAACAAGUUGACCAGAGACUGUUAUUUGAAUAUUUUAAUUGGCAAAAACUCCUAUCUGAUGAUUAGUGACUAGCAGCACGAAGAUGUCGACUUAUGCCAAAAAUUUCAAUCACCCAUUCAAAUAUGAGAAAAAAAUUUAAUUAUAUUUGAAAGACAUUUAGCAUUGAAGGAUGAGUUUGUGCGGAAUAUUAAUGAACACUGUGUGAUUAACACACAUUUUAUCCAUCUGUACAUAAUGAAUAUUUGUGUGUAUAAAAACAACAAAAAAAAGGAAAAUAAUUGACAAGACAUGGAAAAAUAUUGAUAAAUGGAUGACUCUAAAUGAUUGAUAUAUAAUUCUAAAUGAGAAAACAGUCGAAUAUAAAGAUAACACUGAUUUAAUAUGACAUAAAGUGAAAUACAGUCAGUAAUCCAUAUAUGUAAAAUUGAUGAUUAUUAAAAAACAUAUUAAAUGUAUGAGAUUCUUUGAUAAUGUUAACAUUAAAGAGUAUGUAUAAAUUAUAUUUCAAGAGCAGAAGAAAUAAAUAAUACUACAGAAAAAAAAA
This is a messenger RNA of Phlebotomus papatasi, 2834 nucleotides long. RefSeq lists its product as uncharacterized. The transcript has 8 exons. Gene Ontology annotation, biological process: synapse organization. Lineage: Eukaryota; Metazoa; Arthropoda; Insecta; Diptera; Psychodidae. Gene Ontology annotation, cellular component: neuron projection membrane. The coding region runs from base 706 to 2142 and encodes 478 amino acids. The record is from RefSeq and is a predicted model, not a curated record.